AUGGCUAAGAAGUCUCAGAAGGCGCAGAAGGGCACGGGAACCCGAGUGCAAAACCAUCUUCACGCAAGGAUUGCAUAUCUAUACAAGGCCACAAACUACUUGCAGACUGCUACCGAUACCAUGCGCGAAGAAGUAGCUAGCGAUACCAGCCCUCUGCCUGAGCGUGACGCUCUAAAGGGAUCUCACACCGGAGUCAGCAAUGAGAAGGGACCGUUCUCAUUCAUUGCCCGUCAAUAUGGGAGCCAGCUUCGUGCAGUGUCGUUGAAAUCACAGUUACGGCUUGACCGUGAUGUCAAGCGAUCCAUAUGCAAGAGAUGCGAUUCCUUCCUGAGACCUGGCUUGACAUGCUCGGAGACAAUGGAGAACAAGAGCCGGGGGAGGAAGAAACCAUGGGCCGAUACACGAGUCGUUACAUGUGGGUUUUGUAAAACUCAGAAGAGAUAUCCUCAAGGCAUUAAUAAGAGUAUCAAGCUCGCUGCACGACAGAAACCCCAACCGCCCAAGGAAGACGAACAUCACAACCAGAGGUGA
Molecule: messenger RNA, 531 nt
Organism: Arthroderma uncinatum
Lineage: Eukaryota; Fungi; Ascomycota; Eurotiomycetes; Onygenales; Arthrodermataceae
Exons: 1
Coding region: 1-531 (176 amino acids)
Biological process (GO): tRNA processing
Cellular component (GO): nucleolar ribonuclease P complex
Source: RefSeq, a predicted model, not a curated record